Molecule: messenger RNA, 2904 nt
Organism: Vavraia culicis subsp. floridensis
Lineage: Eukaryota; Fungi; Microsporidia; Pleistophoridae
Exons: 1
Coding region: 1-2904 (967 amino acids)
Source: RefSeq, a predicted model, not a curated record
AUGCUAUUUCUUCUACAAAAAUAUGCUGAGAAGCUCUUAAAGUAUAUCCUGGUGUUUCAAACAAUCAUCGACGGCUUAAACGAAGAUUAUAUCGUUCUUGAUGACCUAGAGGAUACGGGCAUGGUGAGAUACCUAAAUGCGUGUGAAAAAGAUGCGGAUAAAUGCAUAUUAACGUGCGUUAUGAAGAAUUUCGAGAGAAUAUAUCCUUUGAAGGGCACCAGUGACCAAAAGAAAACUUUAGCCAAUGGCACAUCGUAUUAUUUCAGUCAUGUUUUCGGCUUCAAAAAGCUUGAAUAUGAACCAUAUUAUAUUCUGAUUGAAAAGGAUAAAAAUAUCAAAUACAAAGUCAUUAAGGUUCCAUUGCAUAGGCCAUUCUUCAUGAAGAUUAUGAAACUAUCGCAGCAUCAUAUUCCCACUUUUACAACUGACGAAAUAUGCACCAUCAUUACUGAUAUUCUACCAUACAAGGACAGGGCAGAAUUGCUCGCACACUCAAUAUGUUCACAUUUGCAAAAUAAUCCCGAUCUUGUUCAUGAGCUGAUUGGUUGUGUGAAUAACCCAGAAUCCUCACACUAUAGCCCACAAACAAGGUUCCUUUCAUCGGUCGUGUUUAAUACAAACCGCACUAGAGACAGCUUCAGCGACAUAUUAAGCACCCGAGUUGGUUUUAAAUUGGUGAGUCAAAAGGACAGUGAUAGUGUAAUAUAUGCCUAUGCUGGCCAAAAAUGCCCAGGAAAAGUCUUUUUCUUUGUUUCAAUCAAUCGCUUGACCAUAAAGUUUCUAAUUAAACAUCUUGAAAUGAGUUACUAUAGUUUCAAAGAAAAUCAAGAUGCACUGAACUCAAUUUUUUGCAAAGAACCGAAAGAGUUGCUAGAAUCCGUCAAAAUUUACGCUAUUAACAACGAAAUAGAUACAGUCAUGCCAGAUUUGACAUCUGAAAACCAAAUUCUUUCACAUAAGCUCAGCGUAAUAACACAAUCCAGGUUCCUUUUAGCCGGAAAUAUUGGCAGCAUCGGUCUACAAUUCGCUCAUUUCAAGAAAAAGUUUGAUUUCACAUGCCUUAAUCAUCUGAAAAUGCUAAAUGAUAUUAUAUGUUGGAAAUGCUCGCUCAACUUUGUCAAAUCUAUACCGGAACAAAUCAAUAUUGAAAUGUAUCUAUCAGAGGAUAAAACAGACAACCUAUUCAAAGAGACACCAAGUAAUAUCGUAAAUGUGUCAUAUAGCAACUGCGAUAUAAGCGAUUGCUCAAAAAUUUCUGGAAAAAUACGAUCUAUCACUAUCGAUUGCUGUCCUAUUGACUCAAAUGACGUACUUUCCUUCGGUAAGAACUAUGAGAAUGUCACGGUAAAGACGAGAAAACCAAUAAAAAUUGAAAUGAAUGGUUAUGUUGGAUUUGAAGAAGUGUUUUUGGGUGAUUCUAAAAAUUCUGUUUUCAAAUUCAAUAAAGAGCCUGUAACUCAUCGAGGCGUUCUGGAACUGAUUGAUGCCAAAAUCAUGGAAAUGGCGAUGCCAAUAACCAUUUCAGAGAAUAUACACGAGGCAACGUUUGAAUGUGUUCAAUUGUUAUCGGACUCAACCAUCGUGUUUCCGCAUACAGGUCAAAGCAUUCAAAUAUCACGAUCACAAGGUCUUUUCGAUUUGGAGGCUUACAUAGGAUUUAAACAGUUGUUCACAUAUAAUAUGGCGGUUAAAGUGCUUCCCAUUCAAAAUUCAGAAAUAAGUCUAUCUUACAUCUUGCUGCGCAACAUUCAACUGGAUCAGAACAUCAUAUUGCCUAAUAAUUAUGAAUAUGUUGUGUUAGAGAACGUCGUUGUGGAUGAAAACGCGUCAGUAUUGUUGAAUAAAGCAUGUAAAAGGCUUGUGAUCAGUGGAUGUAGCGGGACAUUCAAUAUAAGCGAUGCAGAAUACUUUGAGAACAUUACUAUAUGUUAUUCUAUAUACAAAGAUAAUGACAUUAGAUUUGUUGGCUCGCGAGUUGUCAACCAUCUUCAUCUUCGUAAUAUUUGUGGGAAUGUGGAAGUUGUUAAAUCUCAGCUUAAGUGCUUUAAACAGGUAAAACAUCUGCAGUUUACAUUUAAUUACUCAGACGAAGCGGAUGACAUAGGUAGUGAUGUAAACUUGAGCACCAUAUUUGAGAAUAUAUUCGGUAAAAGUGUGAAUCCUGUGCCCGAAUAUUUACCAUCGCAUGAGGACUGCUAUCUCAAAACGGCUUAUAAGAAAUCAGAAUUUGCGGUGAAUUUCAUUUUAAGUGAGAUCUUCACCGAAAAUUUCAUUGAUUCCGUUACCGAAUUGGAACUAACAUCUAUUACAAUAACACCAAACAAUUACGACCUGGUAAAUAGUUUAUCAAAUUUAGCAAUACUUAAGAUCCGGUCAGCAAGCCUUACCUACAAUUUUUUUAAAUGCUUGCCGAUAGACCUCAGAAUACUCGAUGUCUCUGGUUCACACAUUUUCUAUGAAAGUGCAGAACAUAAUACCUGUAAUGGCCGAAGGAACUAUUCAAAUAACGUUAAAAUCGCAUCACUUUCUGCAAAAGUUUUGUUCCAACUACCAAAUAUCGGUCUCUUGCUGCCAUCUCUCAUGAUACUUAAAAUUCAAUUUGAUCCGAUGUGUAAAGCUGAUUAUAUUGUACAUGAUGACGUAAUACAGCUGGAAGAACUGUUUAUUGAGUGUAAAGAAGAAAUGAUUAAUCUGAAAUCGCCAACGAUAGAAAAACAAGAAUUUAUCGCAUUUGUCCGUUUGUUAUCACGGCGUAUCGACCUUCGUUUUCUAAAAUAUUGUACACUUGUUUCGGAGGAAAGUUCGAUUGUGAUCAAUCCUUUAACCUUUGAAGUUCUCACUGCGAAAACAAUGUGCCAGCCCAAUGAUCCCGAUUCAAUAAAAAUCUGCAAAGAACCAAAAUGA